Molecule: messenger RNA, 909 nt
Organism: Cuscuta epithymum
Lineage: Eukaryota; Viridiplantae; Streptophyta; Magnoliopsida; Solanales; Convolvulaceae
Source: the annotation of a GenBank genome assembly
UUUUCAGUCUUCCUUAUAUAGUUUCAUUGGUGCAUCUCUUUCUGAGUAUCUGUAUGUGAUGAUAUUAGCUUCCGUAUGAACAAACAAUCCUGGAGACAAAGACAUCACUUUGUGCAUUAAAAGUCCUAAAAGAAAGCAAAAAAGUUUUAGACUUUACAAAUUUCCACAACUCACUUUUCCUUUUCAAGUAUGAAUCCCUUGAUAAAUGCCCCCGGCCAAGAGAUGGACAUUCCUACAUACGGCAAAGGGAAUAAAGAAGAUGUCUUCCUCGUCCGCGACCCCCCGCGUGGACUACGUGACGGCGCUCGAUGGGUUGGUGAACGUGAACUCUCUCUUCACGGCGGCCGUCUUCAUGGGUCUGACGAUCGCCGCGCCGGGCCAGAAAAGCCUGGAGGAGCGGUCAAGCUGCGACGCCGGGACCGGCGUGGCGAGAAAACUGGUGUUGUUCGAGAUCUGCUCCUUCAGCUUCUUCCUCUUGUCUUCUCUUCUGGCCCAAGGACUGAAACUCGCCAUUAUUCUGCUGAACAGCACAGAUGUGGAUCGGGCCUUCAAGGCCCAUGUGAAUCUCAAGGUCUUGCGGGUUGGGAUGAUGGGCUCUGCUGGUGGGUGCGUCUUGGGCUGCGUCUUCUUGCUUCUGUCUAUGGUCAAAGUGAUAGAGAUCCGGUUGGGGAUUUUUUCGUGUGGGAGCGGAACCACAGCCAAUGGGUUGAUGGUUUUGGUCUCUUUGGCUCUCGUUUUAUAUAUGGGUUCUACGAUCUAUGUUUUUUUCCAAUGAAGUCACAUCUACCAGGGAAUGUUUCCUUGAACUUUUAUUUUUAUUUCCGUUUCUCAACACUUGAGUAUACGAUGUUGCCUUCUUGAUCAUAUGAAUUCAAUGAGUUGAAUAAGUAUAUAUAUUGUUGUGUAGUA